CUGCCCACCCACACCAAAUUCCAAGAUGUCGUCUGUCAGCUGUCCGCGAGCCGUCAAUCGAAAUAAAUAAAGUGCGUUCGUGUCUCAACCCGUAAUUAUUAAUAGAAAUAAAGUGGAUGAAAAGUUCGUGCGCGUUCAGCAUGUAACAAGCAUGGGCUUUGGCGAAAAUGUCAACGGCCGCAGCGACAUUUCUAGGCACAGUGAGAAUAAAAUGCACUUGUACGCCCCUUCUCUUGGAGAAUUUGGACCGAAUUUCGGUGCUGUUCGCGGCACGACUUGAAGAAGCCCACAGCAAAGACGAGUUUGUCGAUUUCGAAGUGCAUUCGUUGGCCCCCAGCGGAUGCGAACGCGCCCCCAGCGCCGCCGACUUCAUAACCAGGUUGCAGAAAUAUGUAGACGACAUUUGCGGCGAGGGAUGUCAGCGUUCCGUCGCCGGCGAAGACUCCAGCUACGAUUCGGACUACGAAGCCGAUCCGACGCCUAGCCGCCACCAGGAUGUCUCCCGGACCGCCAGCGACACGCUUGCCGCCGAAUACGCCGAGUACGUCGAAACGACGCCGUCGGACGCCUCACCAGGUUACACGGCGCGCGUCGAGUUUGCGCUGAAACUCGGCUACACCGAGAAGCUGGUGCAGGCGGCGCUACAGAAAUUGGGGCCGUCGCCGGCGCAGAACGAACUGCUGGCGGAGUUGAUUAAGUUGGGGGCGCAGAAAGGGGGCUCCUGUGAUAGCAGUCCGUCGGAGAGUACGCUGGACGUGACCGAUGUCCAAGGGGAACAGGCCGGAGGGCAGGCUCUGAGGCCGAUUGUUAUCGAUGGGAGCAAUGUUGCGAUGAGCCACGGCAACAAGGAGAUAUUCUCAUGCCGCGGCAUAAAAAUCUGCGUGGAUUGGUUCAAAUCACGCGGCCACAAAGACAUCACCGUCUUCGUGCCGAAAUGGCGCAAAGAAGCCCCCCGUCCCGACAACCCCGUCCGCGACCAAGACAUUCUAGCCGAACUGGAAAAAGAAAGACUGCUCGUAUUCACCCCAUCGCGUCUCGUCGGCGGCAAACGCAUGGUCUGCUACGACGACCGCUACAUCCUCCGGCUGGCAGCCGAAGUGGACGGCAUCGUCGUCAGCAACGACAACUACCGCGACCUCUGCCAAGAAAGCGCCGAGUUUCGCAAAGUGGUCGAAGAGCGCAUUCUCAUGUACAGCUUCGUCAACGACCGCUUCAUGCCCCCCGACGACCCCCUGGGGCGCUCCGGCCCCACCCUAGACAACUUCCUCCGAACGCAGCCCAAAAAAGGGGACCCCCCGCCCCCUUGUCCCUACGCCAAAAAGUGCACAUACGGCAACAAAUGCAAGUACCACCACCCCGAACGCGGCCCCUUCCCGCAUAAAAGCGUAACCGAACGGCUGUCAGAACACGCACAAAGACACCUCCAAGCGCGCGAAGGCGACAUCCGGAAAACCCCCUUGGGGCGCACCCGCUCCAACGUGCCCCCACCCAAAGAAGUGCAACAUGUCGUGGUGUCGAAAAGCCGCAGUGUGGAUAAUGUGGGGGCUGCGCCCCCCCAACCUGAGAACCUCCACCGGAAGCUCCAAAGACAACUGACACUAAACCCGGCGUCUGAUCCGAGAUUGGUGCGGCGGUACGUGGCCCCACAGCCCCCUUACAUGAACUGGGACAUGCACCAGCACGUGACGCGGAUUGCGUCAGCUCCGGAUUCGUACAGGCCGUGGCCCCCGGCAGCCCCCACGCAUCGACAUAUGCAAAGAAUGUCGAGUUGUUCCGAUCCGCAGUUGAAUGUUUGGCCGCCGUUGUGGUCGCAAGGGGGCCCACCACCGCCCCCUACACUGCAGGAGGAUGCGCGCAGGAAAUUGCACUAUCAUCUAGCGGCGAUUUUUCCCGAAGAACAAGUCACACAAGCGAUGAGGAUGUAUCCGGAUGAGACGAAUCCGCAGAAGAUUUGCGCGGCGAUUUUAUCAAUGUUUCCCAAAACCUAAUUGGAUACUUCUAUGGGCUUAUGUGAGAUUAAGCGUAUACGAGGUUUGGUCAGUUAUUAUCUAAACGCAAUGGAUUUACGAUGAGGUGUAGUUUAGAUUGUCCAAAAUAACUUCAUAUUGAAGAAUUCAGAGUAAUGAUAGAGAAACUAAGUAGGUUAUUACUAAGAUACGAGAUUCUGUUGGAGACAGAGGAACUUUUAUCUACGAGGAGACAAAAUAACACGACUUUCUGUCCUCAAAAAUUUGUGGGGAAUAACGUUUUGAAUUUAUUUAAUUUCAGUCAGUUCCUAAUUGUGUGGAAAAAAUGCAGAAAUGUAGAGCAUGAAAUUCUUAACAAGCUAAGAAAAAAUAUUAAAAUUUAUACGUUAAUAAUGAGAAUAUACUUGUUUACGUAGUCAGUUAUGCAAAGACCGAUUUUGUUUAACGAGCACAAUGUUUGCCAAAACGAGUGCGCGCAGCGAACAAUUUUUUCAAAUUGUGCAAGCUGUUAGCUGUUUCAAAACUAUAAAAACUCCAACAUCACAUUUUCUCUCUAAAUUACCUGUUAUAAAUUAUUCACACACUUCAAAAAAAUAAUAGCUAUUGUAAUUUGUACUUUCAACGAGAGAUCUAAUCAUUAAUAACAAUUUUACAUUCUUAUGAAUAAAAAAAUUAUUUGGUAAAAUGCGACGUUGGCGUUUUUAUAGUUUUGAAAUAGUUAAUAAACACUAACAGGCUUUUCAUAAUGUAUUACGAACAAAUUAUUUUCUAAUUCCGUCGUAAAUUAAAAAAAAAUUCCAACGGUUUUAUUGUUUUAAGAGUAAACACCUGACAGUGAGCUACGUAAUAAGUGGCAGUAUAUCACGUCAUAAUUAGAUGUAAAAUUUGGUAACGGAGUUAGGAAAACAUAUAAAAAAUUUGCGUCCUGUCCAAUAUUAAAGAUACAAAAAAUGCAACAAAUAAAGGUAUACAAAAUUAAAUACACUUUUUGGAAUGGAAAACUAAUCUUUUCGCGAGUCAAGUCGAAUGCGAUACACUUUUAACUUUUACAAAAGUUGUAGCUUUUUAUCUGCUAAAAAGAAAUUAUUUUGAAAAAUUUUGACUAAGAUAUGUCGAAAAUGGUACAGUUUUUGCAAUUCUUGUGAUAAUGAGUAAAUAAACUAAGUAAAAAAGGAAAAAACGAUUCUACUUUUUUACUCGAUGUUUACUCAGAAAAAUAAUUAAUUCUAGGAAUUUCCUUAAAAUUUGAGAAGUUAGACGAAAUUUUUGCUUUUAUCGAAUGUUUUUUAAACUAAUUGCCCAGUUUCUGAGUCGAAAAAUUACGAAAUUUGGGCGAAAAUUAAGUUUUUUUAAUUGAUAAAAUACGAGUUGUUUUGUUUUUUUUUAAUUUUGGUCACGUAUUUGGGCUAAAAACAUGUGUUUUUGAGAAUUUUAGUAUCUUUUUGAUUAAAAAAAGCAAUUAUUUUGCAAAAUUUUGGGAAAAUUUGUCGAAUGAUUAUUGAUUACCAAUAUCGAUCGAAAAUUAUAAUUUUUGUAGUUUUUCAACGUUUCAACAAUUUUUGAACAAUGUUUUUUUCGUGCGUUUUAACAGAUUUUUUUGAGUGAAAUUAAUUGUUGAGCGUUUUUGGUCAGUCAGUUUUUACUCAGAAAUACGAUUAAUUCGAAUAAUUCGUCAAAAGUUUAUUCGAAUUAGGUAGAAACUGUAAAAGUGCUUGAUGAAGUGAUUGUCAAAAAAAAUUCUAAUAGACAUACAUUAUUUAAUAAGUGCUUUAAAAAGUGUAACGAACUAAGUUGUAGCGAAUUAAAUUUCCUGCAAAGUAUUUGCGACGCAACACCAUAACUAUCUUCAACAGUUUAGGCUUAAAUUAAUUUUCCAAUUUUUGAACAACUAAACCGACCUAAUUCGUUUAAUAUAAGGCAAAAACAUGCUUUCGCGGAUUUUUUUAAUGUUCUUAAAUUUUCUUAUUUCUUUAACCCUACUCGCAGUUUUUUGAAAAUAUGAGGCGAUGUGCUUUUUUUAAUGUAAUUUUCGAUAUUUUUUGUAUUACCAUUACUCUUACAAUGGUGAAUUUAAUGCUCUACCUGUCUGAUUUUUUAGUUUGAGUUGUUCUCACUGUUUUAUUUAAUUCAUUGUUCAACUCGCCAUCUGGUGGCGCUAAUAGAUCAUUAAGAACAGGAACAUUUAUUUGACUUUGAAAAUGUUCCUUGUCAUAAAUGGAUAUUUUAGUGUCAACUUGACAGUAAUCUGACACUAAAUCUGCCAAAUAUGCCGAUGUCCAUACUUUUGUCUUUGACGGAAUCCGUAUCCUAGUUACUAAGUAGGAAUAACGCUUUCAAAGGAAUGUGGUGUCAACCCCUCUGUUUUUAUCAUGUCAAUAUAAUUAUUAAUCAAUAAGUUGAUACUAUGUAUCUCUAGUAAAAUUGUUGCAAUUUUGUAUUAUAGUAUAGUAUAUUGGAAAUUUGAUUCGUAUAGUCAUACAAGUCAAAUUUGAUACUAACCCAGUAUCAAUUCAAGUAUUGAUAUCGUAACUUGACGAAUACUCAAUAGAGAACUUUCUUGUAUCAUUGAAAAUGAAUCUGGAUUCGUUGUGAAUUGUGAUGCUUAAGAAUAGUUUUGUUUUUCUAGAGGCAAUUUGUUAUUAAAUUAACCGUACUAUAGACUGUUGCGUCGAUGUUGAUGUAUGCACGUUAAGUGUCUUUUUUUAAGUAAAGCUGCAUAUUGCA
Molecule: messenger RNA, 4691 nt
Organism: Tribolium castaneum (red flour beetle)
Lineage: Eukaryota; Metazoa; Arthropoda; Insecta; Coleoptera; Tenebrionidae
Product: probable ribonuclease ZC3H12B
Exons: 3
Coding region: 168-1988 (606 amino acids)
Cellular component (GO): nucleus; cytoplasmic ribonucleoprotein granule
Molecular function (GO): metal ion binding; mRNA binding; RNA endonuclease activity
Source: RefSeq, a predicted model, not a curated record